UGAACAGGAAACCAAAGUGGACUUCUCCCUCCUCUCUCUCUCUCUCACUCACUCACUCACCCACUCGCGAACACACAGACAAGCAGAAGAUAUCACAGCAGGCUGUGGAACGCCGUGUUUAUAACCUAAUCAAGCUUCUAGAGUGCACAAAUCCUGACCUUUCUUGAAGUUAUCUGCGCUAAAAAAUAUGGACAACAAGAUGGAUGAGAGGCUACUCAGGUCAGAAGAACAUAGUGGUGGUAAUUUGGGAAGGAGAGUUUGGUUAGAAUCCAGAAAGAUAUGGAGAGUGGCAUUCCCCGGUAUAAUAUCCAGAGUGUCUGCAUUUGGGAUUCUGGUGGUUACACAAGCUUUCAUUGGCCACAUAGAUGAAGUAGAUCUCGCGGCAUAUGCACUUUGUCAAACCAUUAUGUUGCGAUUUAUAAACGGGAUACUGCUGGGAAUGUCCAGCGCCACUGAAACUCUUUGUGGGCAAGCCUUCGGGGCCAGGCAGUACCACAUGAUGGGGAUAUACCUACAGCGCUCGUGGAUCGUCAAUUUUGUCACUGCAACUGUGCUGCUCCCCAUCUUCAUCUUCGCAACACCCAUCUUUCGGCUUCUAGGCGAAGACGAAGCCAUAUCUAAAGUAGCCGGCACCAUAUCCCUCUGGUUCAUUCCCUUUAUCUACAACUUCAUCUUCAGUUUGACUAUUCAGAUGUACCUGCAAAGCCAAUUGAAGAACGCGGUCGUCGCAUGGCUCAGUGCUUCCACAUUCCUGCUCCAUCUGGCCUUGUCGUGGAUCUUUGUGUACAAGCUGAGCCUGGGAGUUUCCGGUGCAAUGGGUUCGCUGAGUAUAUCGUCUUGGCUAGUUGUUUUUGGGGAGUUCUUUUACAUUUUCGGAGGGUGGUGCCCUGAUACAUGGAAGGGAUUCACCAUGGCUGCGUUCACUGAUCUGUGGCCUGUGGUGAAGUUAUCGGUAUCCUCUGGCAUAAUGCUUUGCUUGGAGUUAUGGUACAAUUCUAUUUUACUUCUGGUUGCCGGCUACAUGAAAAAUGCAGAGGUUGCCAUUUCUGCCUUCUCAAUUUGUCUAAAUAUCAGCGCUUGGCAGUUUAUGCUUUUCCUCGGUUUCCUUAGUGCUUCAAGUGUGCGAAUUUCAAACGAACUGGGAAGAGGAGAUGCUAAAGCUGCAAAGUUUUCAAUUAAAGUCAUAAUGGGCACUUCAGUUCUACUUGGAGUUUUGUGCUUCAUCCUCUGUUUAGUUUUUGGCAAUAAACUUGGAUACUUGUUUACAAGCAGUGAGGAAGUGGCAGAAACUGUUGGAGACCUCUCUGUUCUGCUUGCUUUCACAAUGCUGUUCAAUGGCAUUCAGCCUGUACUCACCGGGGUGGCUGUUGGCGCCGGUUUACAGGCUAGCGUUGCUGUGAUAAACCUUGGCUGCUAUUAUGUGAUUGGGAUUCCAUUUGGAGUUGUGCUUGCAUAUGUGGCUGAUCUUGAAAUUAAGGGAAUAUGGAUUGGGAUGAUCUCUGGCAUGGCGAUCCAAAUACUUGUACUCGGUUUCAUGAUAUGGAGAACUAGUUGGGAUGAGCAGGUGAAAAAUGCAUCCGAACGGCUCCAGAGAUGGUCUCUUCAACCCUCUGAGGAGUCCAAUGAAAGCCUCAAUCAUUCUUGAUCUAAAGAAGAAGAAGGAUUAGACAUUGCAAGUUUGAGUCAUUUUUUGGGUAGCGAAACUGAGCUUGAGCCAAAGCAAGCAUUAGGAGCCUUCAUUUGAACUUUUGAUUGUGAUGCAAUCAGGCUAACAAAUUUCAAUAUUCUAGAAUAAAUAAUUUUUUAAACUGACUGAAUUUUUAAGUGUUGUGACGAUGUAUUUGGUUGUCAAGACUAGGUCUUUACUCGAGAAGGUAUCUUAGGCCCUCUUUUUAUACGAUGUUUUCA
Molecule: messenger RNA, 1908 nt
Organism: Diospyros lotus (date-plum)
Lineage: Eukaryota; Viridiplantae; Streptophyta; Magnoliopsida; Ericales; Ebenaceae
Product: protein DETOXIFICATION 24-like
Exons: 9
Coding region: 188-1645 (485 amino acids)
Biological process (GO): xenobiotic detoxification by transmembrane export across the plasma membrane
Cellular component (GO): membrane
Molecular function (GO): xenobiotic transmembrane transporter activity; antiporter activity
Source: RefSeq, a predicted model, not a curated record